This is a messenger RNA of Paramecium pentaurelia, 930 nucleotides long. NCBI's taxonomy places the organism in Eukaryota, Ciliophora, Oligohymenophorea, Peniculida, Parameciidae. The record is from the annotation of a GenBank genome assembly.
AUGGAAGAAAGACAAUCUUCAGUAAAAGGUUUAAGGGAUUACUUUUAAGGGAUUGCUGAAAAUCUAAAAUAAUAGAAUGAUAAUUAUUUAAUAAUCAAAUAGAACAGUACGAGUGUUCCCCCAUAGAGAAAUAGUAUAAAUAGAGAUUCUAUUAAAAUGAAUGUUCAAAAAAUGGAAUCAUUUAAAGGAAACAAAGGAGAUGAUGAAAAUUAUUUAAAGAUAAUAAAUUAAUUAAAAGAGAAGAUCAAAUAUUAUGAGCAAAGUUAAGAUAAUAAUGAGUAUUAAAAGCUUUAAGAGCGUUUUAAUGAUUAAAAAAUGCAAUUGUAACUCUUAUAAUAAAUGAAUGAUCAAUUAAAUGAAGAAAUUAUAAUAGCUAAUAAUACUAUUGCAAAUUUAGAGAAUCAAAUACAAAAAUAAGAACACUAAACUCAUAAUUUAAAUAAUACACAAAAAAAUCUUACUUAAAAAUUGAAAAUUGAAUAGAUUGAUAAAGAAAUAUAAGUUGAUUUAAUAUCUCCUCUUAUAGAAUAGAAUAAACUAUUAUUAGAGCGUUUGCAUGAAAAUCCUGAACCAAAAGGCAAAGAAUUAAUAAUAAUUAAUUCAAGUUAAGCUAUUGAAUUAAGAAGAUAAAUGGAAACGUUAAAAUAAGAAGUAACUAUUUAAUAAUUAUAUUAGCUUUGUGAAAGGUUAAAUCAAUAUAACAAUCUGAUUCAAAAUAAAUAAUUAUCAGAAAUAAAAAAAAGUAUAAAAAUAGAUAUUAAUCAAUUUCAUGAUACUUAUAUUUAAAUGUUUAGAAAUAUAAACAGGCCAAUCUAAAAUGUUGAGCAAGUAAGUAAAAUCUUAAGUCCAAUAUAUUAAGAUGAACUGAAUGAAUUCCUUGGAUAAUUAAGUGAUUUUUUAGAUAAAUUUAGGUUAGUUUCUAUAUUAUGA